Messenger RNA from Rhagoletis pomonella (apple maggot), 1731 nucleotides. RefSeq lists its product as uncharacterized. Bases 1 to 1731 code for a protein of 576 amino acids. Gene Ontology annotation, molecular function: nucleic acid binding. NCBI's taxonomy places the organism in Eukaryota, Metazoa, Arthropoda, Insecta, Diptera, Tephritidae. Gene Ontology annotation, biological process: DNA integration. The record is from RefSeq and is a predicted model, not a curated record. The transcript has a single exon.
AUGUGGUUUUAUGGGCCAACCAUCUUGCUUGGUAAAGAAGACACUUGGCCUUCAAAGUAUUCCAAGGCAUUAUCAGUAAUCGACGAAGGUAUCAACAUGGAACGGAAAGGGGUGACAUCAGUCGCUGUUGCAACCACUGUACAUGAAGGAAGAGUACUUUAUAGCAUUCGAAACAAUGGCUCUUUCAAAACAUUACAAAGAGUGACAGGCUACAUGCUGAGAUUUAUCAACCCGGCCAGAAACCAAUCGCGGGAGUCAGACAUUCCCUUGACCGUACACGAAUUGGAAAAAGCGCUUGUGGUAAUCGUUCGUACAUUGCAGCAAUCGGACUUUGAGGAAGAGCUUCAGCACCUUAACAAAUACAACGAAGUUCGCAAAAACAGUUCUUUCCGCAGCCUGUCACCGUUUCUGGGCAAUAAUGGUAUCAUCCGAGUUGGAGGGCGUCUACAAGCAUCAGAAGUUGCAUACGAUGCCAAACACCCUAUGCUAAUUCCACAUAACAAUUCCCUCGCCAAAUUAUUAGUACAAAUGAUCCAUAAAGAAAACCGUCAUUGUGGACCUCAAGCGCUCUUAGCUUAUACAAGGCAAAGAUUUUGGCCUAUAAAGGGAAAAUUGCUGACACGAUCAAUUGUGCUCAACUGUGUAAGAUGCACCAAAGCUAAGCCAAAACUAAUGAGUCAAAUUAUGGGGAACUUGCCUUCAACAAUAGUAACUCCAGCAAGACCAUUCAUCAACUCAGGCGUGGACUUCUGCGGGCCAUUUUGGGUUCACUUCAUGAUAAGGGGAAAGAAACCACAAAAGGCCUAUGUAGCGGUAUUUUUCUGUUUUGCCACAAAGGCAGUGCAUUUGGAAUUAGUCAGCGACUUAACGACGGAUGCAUUUAUCGGUGCCUUGAAACGAUUUAUAAGCCGAAGAGGACAUUGUCAAAAUUUAUAUUGUGACAACGCAACCAAUUUUGUAGGCGCGAAAAACCCGCUUUCUGAACUCACUGACGUUGUUUAUGGAAAUUCAUCACGAGAAUCAAUAGUAAAGCAGUGCAGCGGAAAUGGAAUAACAUUUCAUUUUAUACCUCCUAGGACUCUACAUUUUGGCGGUUUAUGGGAAGCAGCGGUAAAAUCAGCUAAGAAUCUACUAAUAAGAAGCACCUCGACAGCGUCCUUAACGUAUGAAGAAUUGGACACGGUAAUCAUCGAGGUGGAAGGAAUCCUAAAUUCCAGACCAAUGAGCCCAAUGUCCGACAAUCCUAACGAUCUAACAGCUUUAACUCCAGGCCACUUCCUCAUAGGAGAACUCCUUAAUGCCCAAGUUGAUCCAACGUGUAGGCCACAGCAAACAAAUUUAUUAACAAGAUUGAAACUUGUUUCUCACCUCAAACGCGAGUUUUGGAAUCGGUGGUCCCGCGAAUAUUUAUCGGACCUUCAGGUGCGAAAUAAGUGGCAGACACAACACAACAACAUCAACGUAGGUGACAUGGUGAUCAUCAAAAAAGACAACACACCGGUACUGCAGUGGCCAUUAGGAAGAAUCGUCAAUGUAUAUGAAGGAAACGACGGUGUAGUGAGAGUGGCUGAUGUAAAAACUGCUAGUGGCACUUGCAAGAGGCCCAUUCAUCGGCUUGCACCCUUGCCCAAGGAAACAAAUGAUGCCACAGAACGACAAUCAACCAACAACCUGCUUGAGGAAGACAAAAUUCCAUCAAGUCCUUACACCAAGGACUUGCUACACUUCUGA